Scheffersomyces stipitis CBS 6054 is the source of this 1128-nucleotide messenger RNA. It is a transcript of the gene TUB4, whose product is annotated as gamma-tubulin. Gene Ontology annotation, molecular function: structural constituent of cytoskeleton; GTP binding. Gene Ontology annotation, biological process: microtubule nucleation; mitotic cell cycle; mitotic sister chromatid segregation. The transcript has a single exon. Gene Ontology annotation, cellular component: gamma-tubulin complex; centrosome; microtubule. Lineage: Eukaryota; Fungi; Ascomycota; Pichiomycetes; Serinales; Debaryomycetaceae. The coding region runs from base 1 to 1128 and encodes 375 amino acids. The record is from RefSeq and is a predicted model, not a curated record.
AUGUAUAAUCCUCGUAAUAUUCAUCUCAGCGAACAGGGCAGUGGAGCUGGAAAUAACUGGAAACACGGGUAUGAGUAUGGCCAGGAAAAGGAAGAAGAAUUGCUUAAUUUGAUCGACAGAGAAGUGGACAAAUGUGACAAUCUUGCCAAUUUCCAGCUCUUCCAUAGUGUAGCGGGAGGAACUGGAUCAGGUGUAGGAUCUUUGCUUCUUGAAAAGUUGAGUGACAGAUACGGCAGCAAGAAGCUUAUCAACACUUUUCUGAUUUUUCCCUCCAACGAAAAGACGUCGGACGUUGUUGUUCAGCCAUAUAACACAGUUUUGACUUUACACAGACUAAUCGAGUACAGUGAUGCUACGUUUGUGUACCACAACGACGCCUUGAAUUCGAUCCAGAACUUGCUCUUCAAUACUCAUGGAAACCACGGCGAUGGCUAUGAUGGCGCAAAUAAGUUGAUUGCCUAUGUUCUGGCCAGCAUAUCAAAUCCUUUGCGGUUUCCUGGGUACAUGUAUAGUUCUAUUGAAUCCAUACUUUCUACGUUGGUACCUACGCCAGACUUGAAGUUCUUGACGACAUCGAUUUCUCCAUUCGCAUCCCAGACGAACAAGCAUGUGUAUUCAAACGAAUACGACACUAUCUUAGAGCUUCUCAACGACAGAUACAAGAUGAACAGAGUAGACCAGCCUGUGCAGUACACAUCAAUGCUUAACUAUUUGAUAGGCAACAACCUAGACCAUCUGGAAAUCAGAAAGGGUACAAUCAAAGCCCAGCUGAGAGUCGACUUUGUGCCCUGGGCUCCUACCUCUAUACAAUUGGUACAUGGCAAGAAAUCGCCAUUCCUACAGGCUAAAGAAAAUGGACAAAAGAAUAUCAGUGGAGUACAAGUCUCGAACAAUACGUCCAUAGUGCUGGUAUUCACCAAGAUAUUGAAGCAGUACGAUCUUUUGGCCAAGCGAGAAGCAUACGUCAACUCCUACACUGGGUCCAAGGAUCGACUGGAGAUUGCCAAAGUAAUGGAGAUGUUCAACGAAUGUCGAGAAAGUGUUGCUAGUGUUAUCGAAGAGUACCGAGCAUGUCAGAAUGUAAACUACUUAGAGGAUGAGAUUCUUGGAGACGAUCAGGUGAUGUAG